AAGAUUGAACAUGGGUAUUCCAGGUCUACUGCAGUUUAUCAGUGAAGCCUCAGAGUCGGUCAAUGUGAAGAAGUAUAAAGGCCAGACUGUCGCUGUGGAUACUUACUGCUGGCUGCACAAAGGAGCCUUUUCUUGUGCUGAAAAGUUAGUGAAAGGAGAGCCCACAGAUCAAUAUGUAACUUAUUGCAUGAAAUUUGUGGAUAUGCUCCUCACUUCUGGUGUGAAACCCAUCUUGGUUUUCGAUGGAUGCAAUUUACCUUCGAAACAAGAAGUAGAGAAGUCACGCAGAGAGCGUCGACAGAUGAACCUGCAGAAGGGGAAGCAGCUGCUUCGAGAGGGAAAGCUGUCCGAAGCCCGCGAGCGCUUCACACGCUGCAUCAAUGUCACGCCAGCCAUGGCCCAUGAUGUUAUCAAAGUUGCCAGGGCUCGUGGUGUGGACUGCAUUGUCGCUCCCUAUGAGGCAGACUCCCAGCUGGCCUUUCUAAACAAGAGCGGGAUCGCACAGGCAGUGAUUACUGAGGACUCGGACCUACUGACUUUCGGCUGCAAGAAGGUGCUCUUGAAAAUGGACACAUUUGGAAAUGGACUGGAGAUUGACCAGGCCUGUCUUGGGAAGUGUAAACAGCUGGGAGACGUGUUUAAUGAGGAAAAGUUCAGAUACAUGUGCAUCCUCGCAGGCUGUGACUACCUGGCAUCUAUCUCUGGUAUCGGUUUGGCCAAAGCCUGCAAGCUGUUGAAGAUGGCCAACAACCCUGACAUAAUAAAGGUGAUUAAGAAAAUUGGUCAGUACCUAAAGAUGAAUGUAACUGUGCCAGACGAGUACAUUGAAGGCUUCACCAGGGCAAAUAACACUUUCCUUUACCAGCUGGUCUUUGACCCAAUCAGCAGACGACUUGUUCCUUUGAACCCAUACCCAGAUGAUAUGGACCCUAAAACACUAAGCUACGCAGGGCACCACAUUGGGGAUAAUGAUGCUUUUCAAAUUGCUCUUGGGAAUGUGGAUAUCAACAACAUGGAAAGGAUUGAUGAUUACAACCCAGAUGCUGUGAAGCCUGUGAAACCAAAGAGCCGUGGCUGGAAUGACUGUGCUCCUCGUGAGCUCAGUAUAUGGAGUCGGGGUUAUUUACCUACUGGCAGUCUCCUAAAGAGCUUCCAAUCGCAGUCAAAAACAGAGGCAUCUCCAGAGAAACCCUCUACCAAAAGACUAGCGGAGGUGAUCAACACCAAGGGAAUAAAGCUUCCAAGCUGGGAGAAGCUGGCUAAGAGGACAAGGGAGGAAAAUGGUAUCUCUGAGACAGACCUACUUAGUCAGUAUUCAUUCUCGGGCAUGAAAAGGUUUAAGAAAGAAGAGUCUGAUGUUCCACUAAGCACUAAGUCCCCUGGACAAGGCAGAGGCUAUGUGACUAGAACGAGCUCUCCGGUUGAUAGCGUCUCUCCUUCAGCUGGGAAGCCUGGCUCACAGCCCAUGGUGCGAAACGGGUUUGCCACGCUGUUGCAAAGGAGGAACCAGGAAGAAGGGGUCACUGAAAUGCCAGGGACACAGAGCAGGUUCUUCAGUAACUCAGGUUCUAGUGGAGAUUCUGCAGUCAAAAAAGACAGUGCAGUGAAAUCUGAGGACCUGUUGGUUCAGGAAAAGAGGAAUUCCAGUCAUUCCAAUGUGACACGUGACUUACUGACAAUGAUAGACAUUGACAUUAAAGAGGAGGAAUCCAGGACGCCUGCUGUCAUUAGCCUCAGUCCCCAAAGCUCUCAGUCUUCUUCUCCCUCAGGGAGAGGUAUGGGUGUCUUUGGCUGGUCAGGAAGUAUAGCUGUGAAAGCAGAGGCUUGCUCCUCUUGUGGUACCUCUUCACUGCAGCAGUUCCAUAGGAAGAAGGACAGCAGCCCCUACUGGGGCAAGCCGUGCCCGGAACCCUCUACGUUAUUAAAUAAACUUAAUGAGGAGGAUCACCCGUGCCAUGAAGCAGAAGAGUCGGACAAUGAUGACCAUCCCAGGAGUGAACGGGGAAAUUCCCCUCAAUCCCAGGGUACAGGCUACCCAUCUUGGGACAGCCUGAGUUCCAGUGGGGUAUCUCCGUUUUCCCAGACAUCCCAAAGAAAGAUGAAUUUCAUUGAAAUCAAGAGUAGUCCAGAAUCAAAUGCUAGUGAACAUGCCAGUUGCUCCCCUGAACUGAAUGAAAAAAAGCAGAGCAGUACCAGAACCAAGGUCUCGGGGUUGUUCAGAGUCAGUCCCGCAGGUUCAGGUAAAAUCAAGCUCUCCGGACCAGCCAAAGCGAGCGGGCUCAGCAAGAGGUCUUCUCAGAAGAAGAAAGUCAGGGUCAAUGACGAGAACAAACCGGGCUUGCAGGUCACAAUCCAUGACUUGUGGAAGAAUUUUGGAUUUAAAAAGGGAAAAGAAAAGAUGAGUCCUUCGAAGAAAGCAGAGCCCAUGUUCCCAGUUAAGGAUAGUAGUCAAGCACUUACUCCAGACAUCUUGACCCAGAGUCUUUGAAUGUUCAAAGAGCCAUUUUAUGCCGACAGUCAUCCUUGACAGUGCAUUCCUUAUUAAAUGCAAUGUUUUGUAUUAAACACGUUUUUGUAUAUAUUUGUUACUGUGUUUACUGAUGAAAAUAUGUUCUUUAUUCCUUCAGGUUAUUUUACUAAAUGGGUAUUCUGUUCUUCUGUUUGUGCAGAUUGGGUGAAUAUUUCCCCAUGGGAAGCUUGUAGAAUUGUUAUUCUAUACCGUGAUCCUAAGCUUACUGCAGGUUUCUCCUCAUUCUGUCUGCUGUAUCUAAUGGUAUCCAGCAAGUGAAAUGUAGAAGGAAUUCUCUUCUAGUGUCUACAAGUAUAAAAAUUUGAGCUGAUUGAUCUUUUACUGAACGCAUUUCUCCUGAAACCUACUUUAAGAUAACUGGUUGUAAUUCAAACCUGAUUACUGGGAAUCCUAAGAGCACAGGAGUAGUGCAUUGGCAUUGGAGUCUGUCGUACAGUGUUGCUCGUGUUUAUUAAGGAAAGUUUCUUCUAGUUUUGUUUUUCAUAUUCUUGCAUAAUCGUAGUUUCAGUGAUCUGUAUCAGUGUUUUAAAUUAUCGUGGACAAGUCUUCUUUGUCAUGUGAUCGUUCAGCCUCUUGGCAUAAAUGUCAGCAAAUCUUCCUACAUAUUGUUUCCUUAAUGUUAAUCUCUGUCCUUUAGGAACGGUACUGGUCAACAGACAGCAGGUGCAUUGGGUAAAAAAAAAUUAAAAUGUGGUUAUGAAACUAUCGAAUAUUGUAAAAUAUAUAUAUAACAAUAUACAAAUAUACACCACAAGUGUGGGUAUAUCUAGCAUGGGAUACAUUUUUGUUAUUCCACUUAAUUGGGGUAACAUAAGUGGAAUAACAUGUUUACCGGGGACUAGUUUCAAAUUUCUGCUUACAUUCCGGCCCAUAUCCUCUAUUUCAUACUAGCCAACAUUUGGAGACUGUUCAG
Messenger RNA from Polyodon spathula (Mississippi paddlefish), 3443 nucleotides. RefSeq names its product exonuclease 1-like. Gene Ontology annotation, molecular function: 5'-3' DNA exonuclease activity; metal ion binding; 5'-flap endonuclease activity. The transcript has 13 exons. Gene Ontology annotation, cellular component: nucleus. Lineage: Eukaryota; Metazoa; Chordata; Actinopteri; Acipenseriformes; Polyodontidae. Gene Ontology annotation, biological process: mismatch repair; DNA recombination. The record is from RefSeq and is a predicted model, not a curated record. The coding region runs from base 11 to 2488 and encodes 825 amino acids.